UGGAAGGCGGACAUUGCUCACGCGCUCUCCCUGUCUGUCUCUCCUUGCACGUCUAGCAGUAUCCCUGUCUUUGGUAUGUUAAUCUACCCGUUCCCUCGUCGUUAUUACGAUCAAUAUCUUCCCAAAUGAACCGAAAGCGGGAGUGAUUCUUUGAAAACUGUCGGAUCUCGGCUAGGAGGUCCAUGAAACUCACGCCACAUUCAAGAGCGGAUCUCCCGAACGCUCUGCCGGCCAAGGAGAGAAAGGUUGUUUUGAUAGAGCCAGUGUUGUGAAGUGCUUCUUGGGUUGUUUGGUGUUUUGGCUGAGGGUGGACUUUCGGGAUGUAUAUUGUGUGUGUGCGCGCCUAAGGAAUUUACCUCCAAAUCAUCGUUUAGAGAAGGAUGUAGGAGUCUCUCCACCAUGUUAUUCUUGGUGGCUUACUUCGUUCUCGCGGCGACGCUCGUCUUCGCCCUCCCCCAAGACCUUCCCCCGGGUGGCAUACCGGACUCAAACGAACAUCGCUACGGUGGAAUCGAAUCCGGACAGUCCUCUGACUCGACGGGAGCGUCUCUCUCCUCCCUCUGGUCCUUCAGCACGGUCACUGAGGAUAGGUACGACCACGCACUCCACGGCGACCAACAUGAACUGACGCCAUACUUCCAAGACUACGAAAAUGAGACGAACAUCACAGCCCAACUAGGUUCCACUGCUUAUCUUAACUGCCGCGUCAACAGACUCCGUGAUAAGACGGUGUCGUGGAUGAGGAGAGAUGGAGAAAACAUCAAGCUACUCACGUGGGGUCUCCAUACCUAUAGUAAUGAUGCCAGAUUUUCCCUGAAUUUUGAACACCCAAACAACUGGAAGCUACAAAUUAAAUACACAAAUAAGAGGGACCAAGGAAGCUACGAGUGCCAAGUGUCAACACAUCCCCCUAAAGUCUUGUAUGUUCGACUCAACAUUGUGGCCCCCGUGGUAGAGAUCAUCGACGAGCGCGGCGCCAGCGUGCUCGAGAAGUUCUACAAGACCGGCAGCACCAUCGAACUCAAGUGCACCAUCAGCCAGAUGCCCCAAGCUCAGACGUUCAUCCUGUGGCGCCACGGUGACCACAUGCUCAACUACGACACGUCCAGGGGCGGUAUCAGCGUGAAAACCGACAUGAGCAGUUCAGUCAUAGUGUCCACCCUGUUCAUCGCAAACGCUACUCCGCGAGACUCCGGGAACUACACCUGUUCGUUGGGAGAUGUUGCCACGGGCAGCGUUCUCGUGCACGUGCUGAACGCAGGUGAGCACCCAGAGGCCAUGCAGCAGGGCUCGGGGACGAAGGACCUGUUCUCCCUCUUCCACGUGGUCCUGCUCGCCAUCGCCACCACCAUAUUCAACACACUCUACCCUACCCACGGCAGAUGAUCUCUCGGAGGGGCAAGGCACUCCAGGAAUGCCCCAGCUGGCGUGUGAGGUCAGCUGAGGUCGGAUCGUAACUGGCGUGGGAGCAAGAAAUUAAAUAGGUAGUCACGUGAUAUGAUACAAGGGAUUACAUUGCUUGCUUUACCACCAAGAGCGCCCACCCUUGAAGAUCUGGUUCGAAGUGGAGUAUUUAAUUGUGUAAGGUAACCGAACUCCAUAAUUUUAAGAGUAACAAAGGCGGUCUAUUUCGAGGUCAAACUUCAAUGUCCUUUCAUGGAGAGAUUCAGUAAUGUUUCUUUCCCGACUCCCUACACCCUCCCUUCCUCUUCCCCCUGUCCGAGCCUCCCUGUGCUAGAAAUAUCAAUAUCCAUCUUAUCCAGUAUCCAAACAGAGAUUAAAAACCAAGAACAUAGUGUACGGGAUCUGACUUAAAUUAUUAUUUUUAAAUCCUAGAAAGUGAAACUAAAGCGUUCUUCCAGACCUUACUGCACGCAAGGAGGUAGAUGACCUUGGUUGAUCUCGCGUGCACAGGUCAGACCAAGCUGCGAGUGGGUUACCUCGUGUAAACAAAAUAAACAAGUCAGGCGGAGACCGAGUUGUAGGAAAUGAAAUACGUCUGGCAUAACAGGCGCAUAAAAACAACAAAACUGAAAUUAUAUUCAUGCGUUGUUGAACACCGUGAAAUGGAAGCAGACGGGGGAAAGUUUAAGAGUAUUAUAUAUUAUCCAUUGUGAAUUAUGGUGCCAGACGGGUCAAACGUUCAGUAUGUAUUAUAAUCAUUCUGGUGUACAGCUCAAAUUAAUAGUAAGUUGCCAUGAAUGAUGACUUGCUAGUUAAGUUUAAGCUUAGCUAGCAGACCCUAGUCAAGGUUAUAGAUUUAGGAAAUAAACUGCUAACAGUUAUCAGACUAGAGAGAAUCAGAAAAGGUAAAAUAAUGAAUGAUAAACUAUUCACAUGUGCUGUAUGUAUCGACAUCAGAAUUCGAACGAUUACUAAAAGCUAUAUUACUAAGAUAUUGGAAGGAAGUGGUUUAAUAGCGAUUACAUAACACCAGUGUGCGACCACGUGAAACAGCGGCCAAGAUAGGCACUGUGUUUGGCCACAGUGUGGUUGGGAAACGGGACCAAAUACAAGAAAAACAUCCUCGAAUCUUGCUUCGUCUAAUCCGUAAUACGAAAGAGAUGGUACUCUUAAUCAUGAGACAAGAUGUAUUGACAAGACUGGUGAUUUAAUAACGUGUACAAUAGUGGUUUGCAUAUGCUUGUGAUUAAUGGAAAGCUUCUGAAGAAAAAUAAUGAACUCCAAAACCCCCUCAGCUGUUAAGGUGAAAUGAGAGUAAUUAUCCGUCAGAGGUAAACAUGAUUGGUGAAGUUACAAGAAAGGGCGAAGACUAGAUAGCCAGUGGAGAGGUUGAUGGCGAUGGAAAGCAAGGAAAAAGUGUGCCGAAAGGAAACGUGAACCCUGAAUUAUCUUCAGGGCAGAUGGAAGUGAGGAGCCAAAUAAUAAAGAGACAUUAAUGAUAGAUAAUAGGAAACCCAAAUGGUUUGGUAAUGGACCAGUGUAAGUAGUUAUAAGUGAAACGACUGAUGAUAGGCGACGUGUCGAGUUUUGAGCAGUAUCAGUCUCGACAUGGGCUCUUUGGAAUGUUUUGAAAAAAAGUUGAAGACUGUUGAGAGAAUAAUUGACAGCAAAGGUAAAGAAAAUAAAAAUAAAAAAUAGGAAAUAAAAACGACGAUUCUAUAUCACAAAGAUAACGAACUUCACACCGUCUUUGUGAGUGCAUAAAAUGUCAAAAAUAAAUCAAACACUGUGUGAAAUACAGCUCAAGAUUCACACAGCAACGAGGCGGGGCACCGAACCAUGAGCAGGACAUCGUUAUCAGCCCAUUAAGUUAUAACAGAUGUCAGUUGCCGCACAGGCUCCUAAUACGCCUGCGUCAGCGCCCAUUUUUCACUGUUGAACUCUGAUCUGAGAGAAUGACCAUGGACAGCGAGUAGGUCCGCUCAUUUCUUGUGUUGAAACAUUUUCAUGAAUAUAUAUGAUAUAUAUUUUAUUCAUACUUAUAUACUUGACAUGUAAGACAGCUGCACUUAGAGUUUACUGUACUUGUGUGCUAUACAGUAUAUCAGGUGUGUUAUCCAUUAUACCAUGUGUGUUUUCAAGUGUAUCAAAUGUGUUACACAGUAUACCAUGUGUGUUAUACGGUAUAUCAGGUGUAUUACAUAAUGUAUUAACACGACUUUAGGAAAAUACUAAAUUUGGCGUGUUACAGCAAG
Messenger RNA from Penaeus vannamei (Pacific white shrimp), 3659 nucleotides. The record is from RefSeq and is a predicted model, not a curated record. Lineage: Eukaryota; Metazoa; Arthropoda; Malacostraca; Decapoda; Penaeidae.